Morus notabilis is the source of this 529-nucleotide messenger RNA. Its product is annotated as S-formylglutathione hydrolase-like. The transcript has 3 exons. Gene Ontology annotation, biological process: formaldehyde catabolic process. Gene Ontology annotation, molecular function: S-formylglutathione hydrolase activity. The record is from RefSeq and is a predicted model, not a curated record. Gene Ontology annotation, cellular component: cytosol. The coding region runs from base 128 to 529 and encodes 133 amino acids. Lineage: Eukaryota; Viridiplantae; Streptophyta; Magnoliopsida; Rosales; Moraceae.
AUCUCACAAUUUUCCAUCAGAAUAUUUGAGCUAAAGUGUCCUCCUUUGCAUUUGCGAAAGCACCCUCACUCUUACACGGUACACUCAUCACCCAAGCAGAGAUCGACCCAUUGCGAAACUGCAAAAGAUGGCGACCAAACCGACAGAGAUCGGCAUCUCCAAGGUGUUUGGAGGCUACAACAAGAGGUUCAAGCACUUCAGCCCAACACUCGGUUGCUCCAUGACCUUUCACAUCUACUUCCCUCCUUCUCCUUCUCAUUCUUCUUCUCACAAAUUCCCUGUGCUAUACUGGCUCUCAGGCCUGACCUGCACAGAUGAGAAUUUUAUAACAAAGUCAGGAGCUCAACGUGCUGCUUCAGCCGAGGGUGUUGCUCUGAUUGCACCCGAUACAUCUCCAAGAGGCCUGAAUGUGGAAGGAGAGGCAGACAGCUGGGAUUUUGGUGUAGGUAUGCGAAAGCUGUUUUUUUUUUAUUAUUAUUAUUUUAUGACUAUUUUGGAUAUGAAUUGUUUUACAUCCUUAGAGAUUUAA